AGUGGAGUGGGCCAGUGGGGUUAGGUACUUGUUCAUACCAAACUCAAUCCAUUGAUCUUCCUCUUGCCUGCAACAUUGCGCUUCAAUUCAACAUCAAAUGACAAAAUCACAUCAUACCCAUUUCACAAAACUCUAAUUCCUAUACUGGGCAUUAAUCAUUUCCCCUAAAUUUCAUCCUAUAAAACCUAAAUUCAAAUCCAUGGAAGAAGAAGAAAUAGGGGUGAAUAACCCAGUUGAAAGAGAAGAAAUCGAGAAAAAUAAGACCAAAAAAACUGGAAUUUCAGGUGUAAUAAUGUCAGCUGUAAAUUGGAUAAUCAUGUUAUGUGAUGAAUUACACUGGAGUUUUGUGAUGGGUGUGAUUGCAGUUUAUGGUAUUAGUCAAGGGUUAAGUAUGGGAUUAAGCCGUGUAACUAUGCAGUAUUAUAUGAAAGAUGAGCAGAAGAUUCAACCCUCUGAAGCUCAGAUUUCAAUGGGAGUUGUAAGAUUUCCUUGGGUUGUUAAGCCUUUGUGGGGUCUUCUUACUGAUGUUGUUCCUCUUUCUGGCUAUAGAAGAAAGCCUUACUUCAUUUUUGCUGGGUUUCUUGGGGUUAUAUCGAUGCUUGUUCUGUCCAUUGUUGAUGGACUGCAUCUGGUGCCUGCUGUGCUGUGUCUCAUGGCUGGAAGUGCUGGGGUAGCGAUAGCAGAUGUGACAAUAGAUGCGUGUAUCACCGAAAAUAGUAGCAGUCAUCCUACACUUGCUAGUGACAUGCAAAGUUUGUGUGGAUUAAGCUCUUCAAUUGGAGCUCUAGCAGGGUUCAUAAUAAGUGGAUUUCUUGUUCAUCUAGUUGGGUCCAAGGGUGUGUUUGGCCUGUUAACAAUUCCACCUGCACUGGUUGUUUUGGUUGGGUUGACAAUUAAAGACUCUCCUGUGCGGAAUUUCUCCUAUAGUAGGGUAAAUGAGAAGUUCAGUGAUGCUACCAAAGCUAUGUGGACAACAUUGAAGUCCCAGCAUGUAUGGAAGCCAUGUCUCUACAUGUUUUUGUCACUUGCUCUUGGCAUAAACAUCCAUGAAGGACUGUUCUAUUGGUAUACAGAUGGGAAGGGAGGUCCAUUAUUCUCGAAGGAGAUAGUGGGAUCCAUAUAUUCAGUAGGGGCACUUGGUUCACUUUGUGGGGUUCUUCUUUAUCAGAACAUGUUGAAAAAUCGACCUUACCAUGACUUACUUUUCUGGACACAGUUGCUGCAUUGUGGUUCAGGAAUGCUGGAUCUAAUAUUGGUGCUUCGUCUUAAUCUGAAUCUUUAUAUUCCAGAUUACCUGUUUGUUGUAAUCGAUGAAGGAGUAUCUCAUAUGAUAGGACGUCUUAAAUGGAUGCCUUUGCUUGUUCUUAGUUCCAAGCUUUGCCCUUGUGGGAUCGAAGGAACAUUCUUUGCAUUGUUGAUGUCCAUUGACCAAGUUGGAAUGCUUACCUCAACUUGGGCAGGAGGUUUUGUUUUACAUAUUUUACACGUAACACGGUCAGAGUUUGAUAACCUUUGGCUUGCUGUUCUAAUCCGUAAUCUUUUAAGGUUAACACCAAUAUUUUUGCUGUUUCUUGUACCAAGAACUGAUCCAAACCUGCCAGUGCUCCCUUCUGAAAUAUCAAAGACAAAAAGGGACACUGAAAAUCUUGAGAUGGCCUCUCUUCUCGAUACCAGCUGAUCAUAACAUCAUAUCUCAGUCACUGUUGCUCAAGAACAAGUCAGAGUUGAUGAUCAAAUGUUGUAUCACUGUGCGAAGUGGCACCAGGCCGGUAUGAUUACUGGGAGCCAUUUUUCCUAGAAUUUUGGAGAUCGAGAUGAAGUUGACUACAGUUUUUAUCAAGACUGAAGAAUCAGUUAAUGGUUAGAAACUUCUCUGCUGACCUGUAAUUCUCCUAGCUAAGACAUCAUUGUAGUUACUUUUUUUUUUCCUAUUGUUUUGCAGGAAUGAUGACUUCUCUGUAAAAGUUAGCAAAGUAUAGACAGGCUAAUUUAGUCUUGGAAAAUAAAUACUAUACCAUUAUUUUUUCUAUACAUGCCUGUAACUUUAUUGCUGCUGCUAAAUAAAGCAAUUAUCUGUCAUCACUCAUCA
Messenger RNA from Spinacia oleracea (spinach), 2089 nucleotides. RefSeq names its product probable folate-biopterin transporter 3. The transcript has 5 exons. NCBI's taxonomy places the organism in Eukaryota, Viridiplantae, Streptophyta, Magnoliopsida, Caryophyllales, Amaranthaceae. Gene Ontology annotation, cellular component: membrane. The coding region runs from base 200 to 1678 and encodes 492 amino acids. The record is from RefSeq and is a predicted model, not a curated record.